AUGAACCAGGGUAUGAAGCCCAAGUUUCUGUUCCUUGCUGAUCUCCAUGUUUACAUUCUGUCCUUCCUUCCUUACCAAGAUAUCCUUCGAUGUACAUCCGUAUGUAGAGACCUUUGCCAGACGUACCUGUCAUCUUCUGAGCUCCAAUAUAUUGUUGAACUCAGUGGUCAACAACUGCUUCCUGUUGAUCUCCCUCUCGAUAGCCACACUCCUACUAUCUCAGAGUAUCUACAACUCCUGAGGGACAAAGCUCAUGCAUGGUUCAAGUUGAACACUCAACCUGUUGAACACGUCGAUGUCUCAAACAAGUACAUUAUGAAACUUACAUUCAUGUCAAAUGGGCAUUUCUGCCUCAUGGAUGACCCAACCCUGCAACAUCAUGACUAUCUACGGGGUCCGACCAUCUCCAAGAUCUUUCCAAUACUACAAGAGCCCUCACAGCGAGUGUUUGACUGUGUAUGGCAUUCAGAUACACUGUCCUCAGUUCCAAAUGCACAACUAAAUGAUAUUCUCAUGGACCUGACACAAAAUCUGCUCGCUGCUGCAUACCACAUUCUUGAUGGGCCGGAUGUCCAUAUCGACAUUUUACCUUUGGAUGGAGGUGGUGCUCACCCCCAAGCUGCUGGAACUAUGCUGUUUAUGUUACCAGAGCUGCGUGGACCUGUCAUAUCCCGUAUUCCGGACCUACAUCCGACAAUAUUCCCACGCCUCAUCCGGACCUUCGGACACCCUAUUCAUGUCUCCAGUCCUCUAUCCAUCCGGAUCCCUGCACCCCUGCACAUCCACAUCCACAUCCACAUACAUUUACCUCCAUACCUCAAUCCACGUGUCUCAUCCGGAUGUCCGGUCCGGUCCGGUCCGAUCCGAUCCGAUAUACGAUAA
Suillus plorans is the source of this 882-nucleotide messenger RNA. RefSeq lists its product as uncharacterized. Lineage: Eukaryota; Fungi; Basidiomycota; Agaricomycetes; Boletales; Suillaceae. The coding region runs from base 1 to 882 and encodes 293 amino acids. Gene Ontology annotation, molecular function: protein binding. The record is from RefSeq and is a predicted model, not a curated record. The transcript is spliced from 2 exons.